AUGGCAAAGCUUGGCUUAUUCCUUUUCAUCGUUGCUUUAUCGAAUCAAACCAGUUUAGCUUGUAACGAUGAUAAAGACGAGCAGUUACCUGGUACAUGGCGAGAGCUGAAUGAUUAUUGGUUACGUGCUUUAUCUUUUCCUUCAUUUCUUUUAGAACCAGCAAUUUCAUAUCAGGGGCGAUCAUCCUUGAACCGAGCUAAUUCUAACACCAAGCCAUUUAAAAACUAUUUCAUUAAGAAGAACGCUGAUGGCAAAGCAAGUGGACGUUUUGCUUUCGGUGGUUUGAAAGCUUCGCUAAUCAACACGGGCCUCUUCAACAACAGAUUCACGCCGGCCAACACGUUCAGGCCACUCCAAGGACUCGGCAAACAAUCACCUGUCGUUUUGAAUCCUAAUUUCGAUAACCUUCUCACCACGUUCGAUGGAUGUACAGCACCCAAUGGCGAAUCCGGAAUCUGCGCUCCAGGAAACAUCUGCUCUCUGUUCGGUGGCCGGCCCAGUGGUUCCUGCAUCCUGGGCAAAGUUUGUUGCAUCAAUGUGGUUCCAUCAUGUGGUGGAACUGCCACCCUUAACAACACAUACUGGCAAUCUCCUGCAAUCCUUAGCGCUCCUUCGACGUGCACGUUAACUGUCAAGCUGGACGCGACAUUUGUAGAGCAAAAGAAACCCAUCUGCCAACUUCGAUUAGACUUUGUUUCAUUCACCACUUCACAGCCGACAGCUGGAACUUGCACGGACACAUUUCAAGUGAGCGGAUCGACUAAUAUAGCACCGAUUAUCUGUGGGGACAAUGACGGGCAGCACAUGUACCUUGAUGUCCCAUCAUCACUCAAUGGUCCUACCAAUGUCCGCCUUAUGUUCAACUUUGCAGCUGGAUCUGGCAACAGUCCACGUACGUGGAACAUUAAAAUCGCAAUGCUUCCGUGCGGAGCAAAUUACCUCGCUCCGAGGGAUUGCCUCCAAUAUUACACAUCGGCUACUGGUAUAAUUAAAUCGUUUAACUGGCGAGAUAUCGCUGAAGUUGCUACUCGCCAACUCAACAGCCAAAACUACAACAUUUGCUUCCGGACCGAGGAAAUGGAUAAACAGAUUGCAAGCCGGAUGUGUCUGAUGCCAUGUACGAUAACGAAUGGAGGCGACGCGUUCUCCAUUACGUCUGUGCCGGGCAAUCUUGCUAAUUCCGCCGUGGGAACAACAGGCCCAAAUCCAAUACCUCCACCGGUAGCUACAGUUGCAGUUUGCCUGUACGAUUUCUUGCUGAUUGCGCAAGGUACAGACCCAAUCACUGGCCUCGUUGCUGACCGGUUCUGCGGCAAUCAACUGAAUCCGAUUCCGAACGGCGCGGCAGUCAGCGUCACAGUUUGCACUCGAAUUCAACCUUUCAAGCUGACCUAUCAGACCGAUAACACCGAAGGCGCUGUGUUUGCCAAUAAUCAGGGAAUCAUUAUUCCGGCAUUUGGCGAUGCGGGAAAUGUGGGCUUCUGUCUUGAUUUCCAACAGAGAAUAAAUUAA
Molecule: messenger RNA, 1512 nt
Organism: Daphnia carinata
Lineage: Eukaryota; Metazoa; Arthropoda; Branchiopoda; Diplostraca; Daphniidae
Exons: 9
Coding region: 1-1512 (503 amino acids)
Source: RefSeq, a predicted model, not a curated record